GUUUCCCCGUAGGCGUUCCGGGCUCGUCGCCUGCCGCAGUGAGUCGGCACCCGGGGCUUCCGGACCUCACGACUGCGGCCGGGGAAGGACGCUGGCGGCCAGAGGUCUCCACCCCGGCCCCACCCCGGCCCAGUAGCAGAAAGAGAAUGAAAGAAGUAGAUAACCUUGACAGUAUAAAAGAAGAAUGGGUUUGUGAAACAGGACCUCCUGACAAUCAAUCCCUCAAUGAUAAUCAACAAAGGGACUGUGAAUAUUUUGUUGACAGCCUUUUUGAGGAAGCAGAGAAGGUUGGGGCCAAAUGCUUGUCCCCCACUGAACAGAAGAAACAGGUAGAUAUAAAUAUAAAAUUGUGGAAAAAUGGAUUCACAGUCAAUGAUGACUUUAGAAGUUACUCUGAUGGUGCAAGUCAGCAGUUUCUGAACUCCAUCAAAAAGGGGGAAUUACCUUCAGAACUACAGGGAAUUUUUGAUAAAGAAGAGGUGGAUGUUAAAGUUGAAGAUAAAAAAAAUGAAGUAUGUAUGUCUACAAAGCCUGUAUUCCAGCCCUUCUCAGGACAGGGUCACAGACUAGGAAGUGCUACACCAAAAGUCAUUUCUAAAGCAAAGAGUAUUGAAGUUGAAAAUAAAAGUACUUUGUCUGCUGUUCCACUGAACAACUUGGAGCCCAUCACCAGGAUCCAGAUCUGGUUGGCCAAUGGGGAAAGGACUGUCCAAAGAUUUAAUGUUUCUCACAGGGUGAGCCACAUCAAAGACUUCAUUGAAAAAUACCAAGGAUCUCAGAGAAGCCCCCCGUUUGCCCUGGCAACAGCUUUUCCUUUCCUCAGACUUCUGGAUGAGACACUCACAUUGGAAGAAGCAGAUUUGCAGAAUGCUGUGAUCAUUCAGAGACUCCAGAUAACUUCGGAGCCUUUUAGAAAACUCUAACAGUUUUGAUUUUUGAGAGACAGGGAAAUGAUGGUUGGAAGUGGACAUGCAGAAGUGGGAGACAGAAGACAGUUUGAUUGAGCUUGAGGUUUGAGUGCUGCUUAAUUCCUUAUGAGGGGCUUAAAUAAUCACAAGUUAGAGAAUAAUGUAUAGCUGGAAACCAGUUAAUGUACAUUUCUCAAAGGCCACUCAGAAAAAAAGUAUUUUCAAAUACUUAUUAUAGUUAACCAAUAUAUAUUAAAUAGCUGUAUCAUUAAUCUUAAUGUGUUCUAAAGUAGCAAAAUAUCCACAGCAUUAGCAUUGAAACAUUAUUUCCAAACAGCAGAUUAUUAAUAUAAAUGUUAGCUAUCUCAGUUUUAAAUAGCAACACUUAAAAUAUUGUACAUGACUUGUUAAAAACACCAAUGUAAUUAUUAUGUUGCCUAAGCCUUCUCAGAUUUCACUCUAUGAUGGCAAGAGAUAUUCAAAUAUUAAUUUGGCAAUAGUAUCCAAGAUAUAUAAUAUUUUAGGAAUAAAAUCGUGUAGCUUAGUACAAUGUCA
Messenger RNA from Cricetulus griseus (Chinese hamster), 1463 nucleotides. The record is from RefSeq and is a predicted model, not a curated record. NCBI's taxonomy places the organism in Eukaryota, Metazoa, Chordata, Mammalia, Rodentia, Cricetidae.